ACGCAUUAGUUGGGUUUGUUUAGGCUGUGCUAAGCUUCUUGGGUUUAGCUUGUCCGCUAAAAUACGUUUAAAUAAGUAUUUUGUUUAGAAGGAAAAGGAAAAUAUAUCAAAUCAGAUAAACAUGGAAUCUCGGUUUUCUCGCCACCGACAGCGGGACACGAGCGUCUCGAUGCUGAGGGUGAAAAUGUCCCGCAGGAGGUCUCAGUCCCAAAAGGAGAAUCGAGAACGGACUGUGAACACACGCAGGCAGCUGGAUAAACUCCCCGAGCUGGAAACAUCGUCCCUGAAUGUCUCCGUAGCAACAGUCAACAUGUCGACUAUUCAAGAGAAGCAGACCUCCACCAAGACUGCUAAAACUAUUGCCCAAGAGGAGAGAAUGAAACGGCUCGAGCGCUGGAAAGAACAGAAGGCCCUUGAGAAGGAGAAGGAAAAGAGAGAAAAGGAGCGCAAAGGAGUAUUUAAAGUUGGCCUCUAUCAGCCAAAUGACACCAUUAACUUUUCCUUGCUGCCCUCAGUCCAACCUACUUCAUCCAGACUGAAGGAGAAAAAGGUGACAUCUCAGAGUACCAGAGUCACCCGUUCAAUGACGCAGCGUCAAGUAGCACAAAAGCCUCUGACGUUGCAGAAACCAGCAAACGGAGCAGAACCAUCAACCAGAGCCCGCCUCGCUGUCGUCAAGCCUCAAGCAGCUGCUGCCCAGGCCAGAGCCGGUGCAGGCUGUCCUGCCGUCCAGGCUCCCACACGAGCUUCAACCAUAUCGGCCAGCACGUCUCUCGUUACAAAAGCUCUUGUGACGAAAGAUGAUCGUAAAGCCAGGGCUGCAAAUGUGAGAACAACAAGGUCCAGAGCUGUUGUCAACCCUCUGCCUCCUCCCUCUGGUGAAGGAGAGAAGUGUAAAGCUGCGAGAAGCACCACAAACACUGCUGCCGUCGAGGAGCAAGAACCGAGGGAGCACCAGGAGGAAACACUAUGUCCUCCCAGCCCACAGCCCUGUCCYGAGGAGGAAGACAUGGCAGUGGACCAAGCUCCAGAGGAUUCUGUUCCUGUCAGGAACUCKGUCCGUCAGUCUUUUGCUCCGGAAGGUUUUACCUUCCAGGCUCCUGCUGGCAUGUCGUCUUUUAAGUUUGAGCCCCUGACUCCUCGCUCGGCCGACGCCUUCCUGACACCGAGUUCCAGUUUUAACGUUCCAGCUUCGGUGGUAACGCCUGAGCUGCAGCCUCAGCCCAGUGAAGCCACGCCUCCAAAGACUCCUCAUACAUCUCCUGCAGUUGCUCCUCCGACUCCAGGAAAUCCCCUGGAAUCAAAACACAAUGUACCUUACUUCAGAUCGGAGAUCGCCAAUGAAACAGACAGACUGACGGCUCUUUGUCACAUCUGGGAGGCUAAAGUGGAUGAUGAGAUCAUUCCAGAAGAAAUGAGGGAUGGCAUGCGUACGGCUGUGGGUCAGGCGAGGCUGCUGAUGAAGGAGCGUUUCAAGCAGUUCAGCGGACUGGUGGACGACUGUGAGCUGGGGCGCGGGGAGAAGAUCACCACCUGCACCGACCUGCAGGGAUUCUGGGACAUGGUUUAUUUCCAGGUGGAAGACGUGAACAAAAAGUUUGAAGCACUCAAAGAGGCAGAGGGUCGAGGCUGGGUGGAGGAGCACAAGUCUCCUCCACGCCAGAAGAAAAUAGUAAAGAAACUACCAGCUGCCCCACCUGCCAAACCAGCAGGAACCAAAGCUGCGGCUAAGUCUCGUCUGGCUGCUGUAAAAGCUGCUAUGAGAGCCAAACAGCAGGCAGCUGAGGCUGAGAAAGCAGCAAACGCUGAAAACCCCGCCCCUCAGGAGCCACAAGCCCAGGCAGCGGACAGAACUCUGGAAACUGUCGUCUUUGAUGGAGGUUUCUUUAAGGUGGAGAGCCCGGCCAAGGCACCAGCUCGGAGAUCGAGCCGCCCGAGUGCCGCCGUGCUUCCUCAGGCGUCUCCCUGCUCCCUGCUCUCACCCAGAAGAGCCACUCRCAGGUCCCUCGCGCUGGCCCGGACUCCCGUCAGCGCGAAGCCUUCUCCUGCUCAGCCCGCCCACUCUCCAGGGCAACCCCGCCUCACCCUGGAGCAAACUCCAGCAUCGAGGUCUCGGCCRUGCACUCCUCAGAGCCGACGGGAUGCGGUAAACCCCUCCCUUUGGUUCUCACCUGUGAAGGAAGUGCUUUCAGACGAGGCCCAGCCUGAGCAGAGCCCCACACAGCAGUCAGAAAGUGUCUGUAUGCAGGAAGCUUCUGCAGAGGAGGAGGACAAUAAAGCAGCAAUCACCACAAGCAAAACUCUUCCACCGGUCCUGCAGGCCCCCGAGCCUCCAUCCUCUCUGAGUUUCACGCUGUCGCCCCGUGGAUCUCCUGGCUACGCACCYGCCUCCUCUCCUGCUGUGGAGGCCCAGCAGUCUGUGUGUCACACGCCCAAUAGUUCUGUCACUGAGGAACUUCCUGGUUUGGAUUUUGAGCGCUACCUCCAGCCUUCACAAAGAUGCAGCCUGUCACCAAGAGAUGCGGCUGCUGGAGAGAUGAUGUCACCUGAGAGAGCAGACGUAGAGAUGGAGAGUCCCCGAGGGCAACCUGAGGAACUUCUCAUGCAGCAGGAGCCAGCAUUCACAGCGGUGUCUUCAGUCUUUACUCUUCCAUCACCACAGGUUGAGGUCCAGACUGCUGAGUCCGACCUGCUCCUCUUCACCCCGGACAUGAGGGACAGGAUACGGGAGUCUGUUUGUCCCAGGGACCUUAUGGUCUUCACCCCACCUKCCAACAUGUAGACAGAGAAUGUCAAAAAAAUUAAAAGAUUGUUUUUGAUGCCUUGUUUUUUGUUUGUUUGUUUGUUUUGUUUUUUACAUGAAUAUACUUUGAUACUGUCUUUUAAACCCGUGUUUUUUUGACUGAGUUGUUUUGAGUAGUAAAAAAAUAUUUUUGUUUUGCAUAAAGUUAUAAAUAAAGUUCAAACAGGA
Molecule: messenger RNA, 2971 nt
Organism: Austrofundulus limnaeus
Lineage: Eukaryota; Metazoa; Chordata; Actinopteri; Cyprinodontiformes; Rivulidae
Gene: dlgap5
Product: discs, large (Drosophila) homolog-associated protein 5
Exons: 19
Coding region: 122-2782 (886 amino acids)
Biological process (GO): centrosome localization; chromosome segregation; regulation of mitotic cell cycle
Cellular component (GO): nucleus; cytoplasm; spindle pole centrosome
Molecular function (GO): microtubule binding
Source: RefSeq, a predicted model, not a curated record